Molecule: messenger RNA, 1588 nt
Organism: Pseudomyrmex gracilis
Lineage: Eukaryota; Metazoa; Arthropoda; Insecta; Hymenoptera; Formicidae
Exons: 4
Coding region: 390-620 (76 amino acids)
Source: RefSeq, a predicted model, not a curated record
CCGCGGCCGCCACGUCGAGCUCUCACGUCGCACCAUCGGCACAGCCGUACUACUACCGUACCACGACGAACCCUCGUGGCGCGGCAAAUCCAGCUCGCGCUACUACUCACAGUCGAGGGACUCACCCGGCCGCCGCCACUUGGAUCGUCACCGCUUGGACGUUCGCGAACACGAAUCCUCCUCCACGAAUAUCUCUCGAAGCCUUCGAGUCAACCUUAUCACCCGCUUUGUUCUCUCUCGCUUUUGACCAUCCGAAGCGCUCGGCGAAUCGCGCGAGUCGGGGGAAAAUGUUCGGCGACUAGAGGGAGUUUGGAGAGAGAUGCACCUGAAGCACCCUAUUUUCAAUUCUGCAAGGUGACAAACCCCCGAGAAGAAAAAAAGAUAUAAAUAUGCCGGUCGGCGGGCGGGUCGCUGGUAAAGUCGGCAUCUAUAGCUCCCACUACAAUGGUAACGUGGGUGUGGAUAUCAUUCUAUUAGGAAAGGGCUACAGCGGCAUAAACGAAGAGAUCAUCUGGAUCAGCGUAGGGAUGGGGAUCACCAUAGCAAUAUUGAUCACCAUAGCGCUGUGCUAUAUCGCUCGCGAAAAAUGUCGCAAACGACACGAGGGCUAUGUGUCCUGACGUAUGUUCCCACCACCCUCGUGGGCGUCCUGGUCGUUUACCCCGACGACGCCAGGAAUUCUUUUCAGUCCGACCACAUCGAGAGGCAAACCGCGGGCUUAUUACAUUACCGUCUAAAAAUUCACUCGUCUCGCGACUUCGUGACCUUUUUCUGUCCCCGCGCGAGGAAGAGCCGCGUGUGUACGAGGAGGUUUGCUGCGCGCGCGCAAAAUAAAAUAAAAAUAAAAAAAAAAAGAAAGUAUAAAGAGCAAGAAAAUUGAAUUGUAAGGAAGCGCAAAGCGUAUUGCGUCCCGAUAUGAAAAAUGGAUAAUUUAAAGAAAACAAUUUGUUUUUUUCUUUCAACUGAAAAAGUGUAACAACAGCAUUCACUCGGGAUGGUUAAAACACACGAGAAAAAUGUUUGAUAUCGCGCGUGUGUAUCACUGAAACUUGGAAUAAAAACGAAUAAACGACAAGAAACUCGCAAUUUAUCGAUUAACACUUGCCGCGAGCGCGUGAAAGAUUUUAUUACUGUACUAAGCGCGUUCUUCUCGCUUCGGGACACGUUUAGUGCGCUAUUUUCGCAAUGGAUUCCCGCGGCUAAUGCCCAAUAUCACACGCGGCGCGACAUGGAUUCCCGUCAGAGAACCGUCGUCGUUGAAAGGGAGAGUAAUUUUCGCGCCAUUACCCACAAUGGCGUUUGAAGGACUUUCGAGGUCUAUAUACGCGCGCGGCUCGCGCCGUUAUUGCUCUAACGACCUAAUCGAGGUCGAAGUUGUACGAAAAUCGUCUCUCGCGCGAUAUUCGCAACUUUCACAUCUAGGUGUGUGUAAUCGGAAGAGAGAGAGAGAGAGAAAAAAAGACGUUCGUACGCGUCCAGUGCGUAAGAAAGGCCCGGGAAAAGAAGUCCUUCGUGCAAAUUCCAUAUCUGAUCGCGCAUCUGAUUGGAUGUAACACAUACUUAUGUGCGAGAUGUUGCGUUUCACACA